Anguilla rostrata (American eel) is the source of this 5133-nucleotide messenger RNA. RefSeq lists its product as uncharacterized. Lineage: Eukaryota; Metazoa; Chordata; Actinopteri; Anguilliformes; Anguillidae. The record is from RefSeq and is a predicted model, not a curated record. Gene Ontology annotation, molecular function: oxidoreductase activity; serine-type endopeptidase inhibitor activity. The coding region runs from base 1668 to 4193 and encodes 841 amino acids. The transcript is spliced from 3 exons.
UGUAGAUUAGCCACUUUUAGUCAUCUGAUCUGACCUGGGUACUCUUCAACCUUUCCUUUGUGUUGUAGACUAGCUGUUGAUAGAUGACUGUACUGACCCUGGUAUAAAAGUUUCCAACUCUACCAUCAUGUCAUAGAGUAGGUGCUUGUAGUGGACUAAACUGACCUUGGUACAGAAAUGUUCCCCCCUCCUUCUGUGCUGUCGAUUUCCUGCUUAUAGUAAAGUAAUCUUAUCCAGGUACAGCAGUCCUGUGUUCUCUCUGUGUGUAGAUUAGCUGCUUGUAGUGGUCUAAGCUGGCCUAGGAACAGAAGUGUUUCAUCCUUUUUUGUCGUAGACUAGCUGCAUGUUGUGAUCUAUACUGACCCAGGUACUCUUUUAAACACUAGCUGCUUGCAAUGGGUAGAUUUGUAGAUUUCCUGUAGUAGCCUGAAACAUGCACUGUACAUGUUUGCUUAGAUCUGUUAAAACACUGUUUAAAUCUUACUCAUAUUAAGUUUAAUUAAACAUUAAACAUAUCUUUGAUCUAUGUGAUUAAGAGAUAACUAGAGGAAUAUAUUAUAACAUAUUUCUCUUUCUUUGAUAUGUCUUUCUGUGUUUUUAUACUUUGAUACUGUCUUUUGGCAGUGAUUAAUUGAAUUUAGCUUGCUUCUAUGCCAUUUUAUGUUUAUUUCAAGUCAUUGCACUCUGUGGUGAACUGUUUAGUGCUUUUGUUUAUUAUGAUAUUUCAAACCUGAUUUAUAGAGUGAUAUCUAAGUAUGACCACAGUGUCUUUGGGUGUGGCAUAGCCAGAGCCUCCUGUGGAGUGUUUCUGAAAUUGUUGAAUCCAAAUGAGUAAGAUCUGUGAUAGAAUGUUUUGUAGUUGCAUUCGGGCUCUUUAAGAUGGUAUGGAUAUAUGCUGUUGUAUACGCUAUGGUCUGGACUGUGUCAAUGCAGCAUUUGCAUACAGUAACAUCACUUAGGGAGAGAGGUUAUCCCAGAAACCCAGCUGCAUCAGUUACACUUCCUUCCAGCAUAGUAACUGCACGGCACAGCUGGUGUACUGAAAACUGCCAACAAUUGGCAACUAGCAACACAUGUUUCAGAGAAUGCCUGUGUGUACUCCUCCAAAUUGCUUAAGGAAGUUUUGUGGUGGGUUCCUUUGUUAAUUAUAUCGUUUCUUAAAGUGAGUAUGAUUGGGCACCUCAUUUUUGAGGUGUAUCAGUAUAUCACUGUAUUAAAGUGGAAUCAUUAUGAAGACCUACAUUUUAGGUUAGUAUGGUACAUUUUUCAGAGUAUGUUACACCACAGUUCGUGUUUGUUAGCUCUCAAUAGCCAGUUUGAUUGCAAUUUAUAGUUUAGUACAGAAGGUGUCAAUCAAUUUUCAGUUCUGUCUUCUCCCUUUUCUUAUUGGAUAAACCAGUUUAAAGGGCUCCCAAAUGGAUCUGUUGGACAUUACACAGUUAGUUGCAACCAAAUUUUGCAUGCAGUUUUUGGAAGACCAGUGUCUUUCAGUGAUUUGCUAUAAAACAUGGCCCACUGUAGUGUAGUUAUAUCACAGUUGCAGCUGUAAUGAGUUAAAAUGAGUUAAAGCACCCCAGAGUGAAAGCAGUGAGUUCUGAUUUCCUCUCUCGAGUGAAGUGAGGCCUCCACCCAGCUUAUGUGCCCCAUAGGCUUGCACAUUGCCAAAGAUGGAGGGCCACUGCAGGCGCAAGCAGGAGCCCAGACGCCGCUGGUUUUAUAGCUCCCUCACUGCCACAUGUGAGGAAUUCCUCUACAGUGGCUGUGGAGGGAAUGACAACAAUUUCGAGAGCCUCCAUGCUUGUCAGCAGCAAUGCAUGCUGGGAGCCUGCUGCUACCGGCAGCCUAAGCACCCGGGCGUUCUGGUGGGGUUUGACCGAGAAGGCUAUGAUCGACACGGGUACAACCUCUCUCACCUGGACCGGCAUGGCCACAGAAGGAAGGCCGAGAGCCAGGAAUGGGCGGGUCCAGCUCUAAUCGGCCUGAACGGAAAAGUCCUCAGUGGGCUGAGGGACGGGAGGACGUUUGACAAAUACGGUUUUGACCGCAAUGCUUACGACAGGGAGGGGUUUCACAGAGACACUGGGUUCAACCUGACCGGCUACAGCCGCAAGGGUGAACACGACGGUCGCUCCAAAUUCAGCCGGAGUGGAUUUGACCACAAGGGCUUCAACAGGGCCGGUUUUGACUGCAGCGGCACGGAUGCUCGCGGUUUUAACUAUCUGGGGCUGAGCACGGCGUUUGUGUACAGCUGCGAGCUCCUCUCUCUGGCCCAGUGCCAGCUGCGCAGCCAGGAAGGCCUGCACAGGGAGGUGGUCAGCUUCUCCUUGGGGCGGAGCUGCGCAGACGUGCAAUGCAGGGAGGGCUGCGGCUGCUCCUUCCACGGGCGCUCCUACCUUUUUGGGGACACUUUUGAGCAUGCCUGCGAGGCAUGUGUGUGCAGCUACCUGGGCUCCGUGGAGUGCACCUGCCGACACCUGACUCAGCGCAAGGAGGUGCGGGAUAUGACCCCUGAGGAGAGAGAGGUGUACCAGCACGCCAUCAGGAAACUGUAUUCUACACCAGGAAUUUGGGAAAAACUUGCUAGAAUGCAUGCUGAUUAUAUGCCACAGGCCAAUGGGAAAUUCUCCUUCCUGCCCUGGCACCGCUACUUCCUGAAGGAGGUGGAGCGAGAGCUGCAAAAAGCCUCGUCCUGCCAGAUUUCCAUCCCCUACUUUGAGUGGGCCGUGGACGCUGGUUCCAUGGAGACCUCUGCCAUCUGGCAGGCUAAUUUCUUCGGGGGUAAUGGGGACCCCGUAACGGACUGUGUCUCACACCACCCAUUCCAGGGGGAGGUGAGCUGGUUCCCCUGCCUGCGGCGGAGGUUCAACUCCUCUGUCUCCCUGCCAGACGCCGUCAACCUGCAGCUGCUGCUGGUGGAGGAGGACUUCGGCCAGUUCUCCACCCAGAUCCGGGUGGUGUCAGCGCUCUUCCACCUCUGGGUAGGGGGACACAUGGCCUCUCCACUCAGCCCAUACGACCCUGUCUUCUUGUCCCACUAUGCCUUCAUGGACAAGCUGUGGGCACAGUGGCAGGAGCGUGGGCGCGACGUACCCUCGCAGUUUCCUGGAGAGCUGAGAUACGUGAAGAUGAAGCCCUUCAACGUGGCUCCAGAUGAUGUCCUGCAUGCCCAGAAACAGCUCUGCACUCUCUAUGUGCCCAUCACCCUGGGUGCCCCCUGCAAUAUUACCACACCGCAGAAACCAUCCAGCCUUGACAAGUACCAGCAUGACAGGUACAGCAUAGACUCUAAUGACUAUGACCGACAUCACUAUAGCAGAGAGGACUUUGGGCCAAAGGUAAGCUCCAACCAUCGAGGCGAGUACAACAAGAAGGGUUACAACAGACAAGGCUAUGACCGGAAUGGCUUCGACCAAAUGGGCUGGAAUGAGCAUGGCUUUGGCAUUGACGGUUUUGACCGUGACCACAUGGAUGUCGACGGGUAUGAUAUCUUUGGGUUCAGCCGCUACGGGUUCAACCGGUCCAAUGUCACGUCCUUUGGGAUGAAAAGAGAUAGGACCUUUGUCUCAUCUGUGAGCGAAAAGGUCAUGGAGCAGCUCUUUGAAGGCAGAUACAACAAGUAUGGCUUUGAUGCCUUUGGCCUGGACAGGAACGGCUUUGACAUGUUUGGGUUUCGUACCGAUGGCUAUGACAAGGACAGCUGUAACUUUUACUUUCGAGGUCCCCACUACAUGAGGUUUUACUUUUUUGCCCAGCUUCAGAUUAGCAUGGCUGGUCUAGGAACUCUGUCCAGAAUCAAGCGCAUCUGUCCCCACAUAAGCCCUUUACCAGAGAGUUGGGUCAUUCAGAACUGGUUGGCUGUGGACACUGAGGCGGGCAUGGCUGUGAUCCGCCACAUGGAGCAGCAGAGGGCCUUACAGCACCCGUUUGACAGGGACUACAUCCCCAACAUCUCCUCAGUGAAGGAGAGUGGCCUGUGGCUUCCUAUCACCCCCGACCUCAGGUUUUGCUUUGAGUUGCACUGGUUUUCAGGCUGUCCAGUGGGCCCUGCCCCAGUGACCUGCCCUGACCUCUGCAAGAAUGCCCACUGUAUGGGCUAUCCAGACGCUGAGUGCCGCAUCCACAACUGCGGAUCCUGCUUUACUGAGUGGUAUGAUAGAGCCACAGGGAGCCAUGUCAUGUGUCAGGGAUGGUGACAAGGGAACACUUUUGAGUUAAGGAGCCAUCAGUAUGGGGACAACUCUUUGGGCUGGGGGGACAACCCUGGGCUUGUUCACAGGGACACCAUGUCUUGGUCUACUGUAUGCUUCAAAUGCAGUACCUUCCAGAUCUUUGCAUUGAUUGGAAUUUGUCUGGUAGACAAGCGGUAUAUUGCAUUUCGUUGCAAUUUUCAAAGCAUAAAAAUACACAUGAAAGGAAUUGAAUAAUCCAGGCUUAAGUUCUUCUAGCAUAGUUUGAUAAAGAUAAAACUGUAUGCAUUUUACUGGAUGAACAAGUAUGAUUGACCCUUUCACAAAAUUGAAAAUUUACUUUGACAGACUGGUAGAAAUGUUCCCUACUGUAAAAAUAUGCAAAUAUCCACUUAUUUUUGUACACUCACUAGCAUUUUCAACAUACCAGUAUAUACAAAAUAUAACUUUCUCUUCAAAAAAUAUCAUAAACUAUGCACAGGAUUCAGCGCAGGUGCAGUGUAAUUGCACAAGAAAGCCAACUUUCAGCUCUUCAUGUCCUUUAUGUAUAUUUAUCCCAGACUUGAAGGAUCGUGUUUGCUUUUGUAAUACCUCAAGCAUGCUAACCUUUUCACUGCCCACACUGUAAUGUUUUUGAGAAAUAUUUUGCUGUGUUGCUUUACUGUUGGACACUUUGCUGGAGCCCUCAGGCUCAAAACUACCUGACAGCAUGAAAUCUGUUCUAAAAUUGAGGAAUGGGAAUGAUGUUUUUGGAUUGUAUACUAACAUCGCCCCCCCCCCCUUAAUUGUUUCUGCAUGUUUGGUGUUGCACAGCUUCGGAGGAGAUCUCCAUUUUUCUCUCGCCUCUUACACAAGAACCAUACCACAGCGCGGACUCAUGUCUGAUCAAGGGCAACGCGUUUCUUUCUUCCUUUUGUGUCCAAUAAAGAAUAGGGUUGCACAACCA